Molecule: messenger RNA, 982 nt
Organism: Ceratitis capitata (Mediterranean fruit fly)
Lineage: Eukaryota; Metazoa; Arthropoda; Insecta; Diptera; Tephritidae
Gene: Rrp46
Product: exosome complex component RRP46
Exons: 3
Coding region: 107-871 (254 amino acids)
Biological process (GO): rRNA catabolic process; U4 snRNA 3'-end processing; nuclear mRNA surveillance
Cellular component (GO): cytoplasmic exosome (RNase complex); nucleolus; nuclear exosome (RNase complex)
Source: RefSeq, a predicted model, not a curated record
UUUGGAAUGGCAACAGAAAAAGAAGAAGAUGUAAAUAACUCGUGCCACCUUUCAAUAAUCGUUUGUCAAUUUUGGUAAAUUUUAAACUAAUUAUUAGUAAUAGAAAAUGGUGACACAAACCGAAAACGUUAGUAUUGAUCCGAGAGGGGAUUUCUCGUCAGAGGAUCUAAAGUUGCGUCCCAUAAAUUGCGAACUGAAUCCACUAACACGAUCUGAUGCAUCCGCUUUGUUUACGCAAGGAGACACCUGUGUACUAACUUCAAUGCUCGGUCCUGUGGAAGUAAAAUCGCAAAAUCUUAAUAUUGAAAAGGCACAUGUGGAGUGUAUUUACCGCCCCAAAGCAGGAAUACCAACUAUAGAAGACAAAUUAAGGGAGAACGUAAUUCGUGAUACCUGCGAGUCUGCGUUGUUGACUGUGCUGCAUCCACGCACAACUAUUUCGAUUCAAAUACAGGAAUUGGAUAAUCGGUGUGGGAUCGAAGCUUGUGCGAUAAAUGGUGCUUGUCUGGCGUUGCUCAUAGGUGGUGUUCCUAUGAAGUUCACUAUAGCUGCAGUGCACUGUAUUGUCGACAAGGAUGACAAAGUAGUGCUCGAUCCUGAUCACUGCAAAGCUAUUGGUAAACGUGCCAGCUUCAUAUUUGUUUUUGAUAGCUUAGAAAAGAACUUGGUGACGGUUCACACUAGUGGUCGUUUCCGUAUGGCACAGUUUAAUGACGCUGAAUGUAUGAGUCGUGCAGCAAGUCAGAUAAUAUUUAAUUUUUACCGCCGAAUUAUUUCAAAUUUCCAUAACAAAUCGCUGUUGACGGCAGACACAAAAGUGCGGAAUACAGAAGCUGAAACAGUGGUCAAAUCAGAGCCAAUGGAUGUGUAAUUUUUCAAAAAAAAGUAAACAGGAAUUGUAUAUUUAACACGAAACAGAUUGCUUACAAUUUUAUUACAUUUUUGUCUUCAUAACGGUUUGAAUAAAACUGUCGUAUAGAAC